GGUUUCCCGGCGCAGCCAGUCGGUCGUCUGUGCGCGUCCUCGUGAAAGAGUGUAUUCCGAGGUGUUCAUCAUCUCGAUCAUUCUGAUCUUUUUAAACCCUUAACAUGGAUUGUUCCGAAGAGCUGCAGUCACUUUCGGAUGAAACUGGCACUCCGGUGGAGUUGAAGAAGGGAAUGUCAAUCUUUUUAGACAUCCUGAGAAGAGCAGAUAAAAAUGAUGACGGGAAGCUGUCUUUUGAAGAGUUUAAGGCUUAUUUCUCAGACGGAGUUCUGUCAGGAGAUGAACUAAAGGAGCUUUUCCACAAGAUUGAUACGCAUAAUACAGACAAUGUGGACACAGAAGAACUAUGCGAAUACUUCUCUCAGCAUCUUGGAGAAUAUGAAAAUGUCCUGGGCGCUUUAGAAGACCUGAACGUCUCUAUAUUGAAGGCUAUGGACAAAACCAAAAAAGAUUACCAAGAGGCCACACAUCUGGAGCAGUUUGUGACUCGGUUUUUGCUGAAGGAGACAACCAGCCAGCUACAGUCUCUUCAGAGCUCGCUGGAGUGUGCCAUGGAGACCACAGCUGAGCAGACACGCCAGGAAAGACAAGAUAUCUGGCAGGCCCCCGUGAAGCCUGAUGUGCUGUCGAUUCAAUGGUCAGGAAGGCGAUCCAAUCGAAGACUCCAACGGAAUAACAGCUUGUCUCCAAACAACCCACUUCUUAGCCUCGUCAAUUCAGGUGUGUAUGAGGAGGACGGGCAGUGGAUGACCCAGAUAAACAGACUGCAGAAGCUGAUUGAUCGCCUCGAGAAGAAGGAGCUGCGUCUGGAACCCGUAGAAGAGGAGGUCUCCGAAGGCUCCACCAAAUCGCACAUCCUGAUAGUGCAGAGGCAGCUGUCCGUGAUGGGGGAUGAGCUGGAGGAGUUCCGCUUGGCUCUGCGGCAGUACGUCGACUGUUCCAGCGUCCAGACAGGCAGCCUCCACGUUGCGGUUCAGCGGAUCGCUAAUGAGUCUCGCUUCAUACUAUAUGAGUUCUGGGAGCACACCAUUUUGUGGAAGAAUCAUUUGCAGACAAACUACAGCAAAACCUUUCAGAGGGCGAACGUGGAUUUCUUGGAAACGCCAGAGAUCACGACAACCAUGCUGGUACCAGCUUCGUGGUGGGUCCUGAACAACAACUAGCGACGCAAUAACGAAGCACGCUCGAAAACGGCGACCUAGUUUAUCAUCGCUGUGUCUCUGUCCUCCGACGGAGCAGUGUCGUGUUAUCACUUCCUGUAAAGUUGUGGUGAAAAUCGUAUCGGGUGUCCAUGCUCCGUCAUCUUUAGCUCUCGUGUCCAUUUCUAGACAGUACUCUAGUCACAUUCUUUGUUCGUGUCUUUGAUUUGUUGUUUGCUGCAGGUUUUUGUACGGGGAAGUACGGCAGGUUGUGCGCAAUUACAUUGAUAAGCACUGCAUGAUGCGCUCGUGCUUUGUGGGUGGACAUCAGACAGUGGUACUAUUCUGAGCUUGUCAUUUAAUUCUGUAAGGCACGACUUGUCGUCAACCGAGCUUGCCACGUUCGUGAUGUUAAGAGACAAAGGAAAUAAAAUACCACAGUCAAUUCCACUGGGUUUUUAUCCUCAGGCCGUACACCUUCACUAUCCCAUGGGUUGCCAUUUUUUUCAAAUAAGGUAGCAUACAAAUGGUAGUCAAUAAGUUGCUAGCGUUGGACUACGCUUUAAUUGCAAACCUCUGUUGGAAUCACAAAGAUUACUUCAGAGCCCUUUUCUGACAGUCAUUACCGCUGGAUCAUGAUACAAAAUUGGCUGUCUAAAUGAGAUAAAAGACCCUUACCCUGACCUCUCAAUCAGAGUGACCCCCCGCCAAAAGCCCUGAGCUCAUGUGCAUGGGUGGUAUUAGCCUAGAUUUUAAAGCCAUUCCAGUGUCUUCACAGCACAAAAGGUUCCAAAGGUAGUAGAGUCGCAUAUUUACGAGGUGGUAUCAAAAAAAGUUUGACAGAUGGCAGCACAAGGCUGCACGCACAAUCACCGGGAGCACCGAACUUGAUAAUUCAGUGGUAAAAGACAUCGCCCUAUGUACAUCCGGAGCUGUGCAACUGGUGCUAUUCUGCAUUAUCACAUCACCGAGCUCCCCUCACACGAGUUUCUCGCUGGAAACAACACAAUCUCACCCCACUCGCCAGAUUUGGCUCUUGUUGACGUCGCCCUCUUGCCAAAGAUGAAGAUCCAGCGCAAAGUUUGCCGUUUUGACACCGUUGCAGAGAUCCAGCACAAAUUGCAGAAGGCGCUUCAGACAGAAUCUUCCAGGACACAUUCCAGAAGUGUCAGGAAUGCUGGAAGCGCUGUAUUGCUGUGUAAGGGGAAGGUGAUUGUGUGUAAAUGUAGAUAAAUUAAGUAUUUUUUUGUACAUGGAACUAGUCUUAAAACUUUGUUGACCUACAUGACCUCUAGUGAUAUAGCAGAGGGCAGUUAUUGGCAUAGAAUGAGCAGCAGUUCAAUCUUAAAGUAAUGGUUUGGCCUUUACUGUCCCUUGAUUGUAGCUGUUGUGUGACUGAGAAAGGCUAGUUAGAGCUACAGUAGCUAGAAAAUAGAACAGACGAACGAACAAAUAGGAGUAUAACAAAUAUGGUUUAAAACAAAUCAAGGGCACAGAACUGACUUAAUUUCAUUCAAACGUCAACUAAAAAUGCCCAAAUCUUUAUUAAUAGGCACAAAUAUGACUCCACAUAUGUUUCAGAGCUAAUAAUGUGUUCUUUAUCUUGAAUAGUACAAAUAUUAUCUUAGGGCAAACAGGAAACGAGUUCUCUAACUAUCUAUCUAUCUUGUAAUUGCUAUCCUGUAUCAUUGUGCUUCAUCUGUGCAAUAAACUGCGAUUAAGCCGAAAUACAAACCCCGGGUUUUCGAUACCUCGAACAAAGCGAGCUGGCGUUUGCUGACCAGCACCUCAUCAAUCUGUGACUCAGCGCUACAGUGAGUGUGAUCUGGAAUGUCCUGUGUGCUCGUAGCUAGACUGUGUACUGUACGUGUCAGCGCUAUUACAUAAGUGCUUCCAUAUGUAGCAGUACUUGUGACUUUCAACCCCGAUCAACUCUGAUGACCACAAGUUCUUCCCUACACGGUUUCGGUGUAAAAAUUCUUGACAGUUGAUGUAUUUUAUGGAGUCCGUCUAUUGUGAAUAAAGAUAACGAUACGGUCAA
Messenger RNA from Silurus meridionalis, 3180 nucleotides. It is a transcript of the gene necab1, whose product is annotated as N-terminal EF-hand calcium binding protein 1. The record is from RefSeq and is a predicted model, not a curated record. NCBI's taxonomy places the organism in Eukaryota, Metazoa, Chordata, Actinopteri, Siluriformes, Siluridae. Gene Ontology annotation, cellular component: cytoplasm. Gene Ontology annotation, biological process: regulation of amyloid precursor protein biosynthetic process. Gene Ontology annotation, molecular function: calcium ion binding. The transcript is spliced from 13 exons. The coding region runs from base 105 to 1163 and encodes 352 amino acids.